UAAUGCAGUAUUGUUGAUGUUUGUUUAUAUACUUGUCGCUGUACCUUCAAAUGCUAAUUUCAGCAUAUGAUUCGACGUUUUUUUUUAAAAAAUAAUUCACUGUUCAAUUUAAUAGUUAUCCGAAAUGUUCGCGCAUAUGAAGAUUCCUCCCUUAUCUUGUGAUACUUUCUCGGUUUUACCACCAGGAACUCUUGGUGACUGCGUAAUUUUCGGAAAAAAUUCCGAUCGCCCUUGUGAUGAAGUCCAAGAAGUAGUGUACGUACCGGCAACUGAUCAUCCUCAAUCAUCUAAGCUCAAAUGUACGUAUAUUGAAGUGAAUCAAGUACCUCACACAUAUGCUGUCAUUCUGAGUAAACCGUCUUGGAUGUGGGGAGCUGAAAUGGGAGCCAACGAACAUGGAUUAUGUAUAGGCAACGAAGCUGUGUGGACUGUGCUCAACGAUGAAAGCGAUUCCAUUGAAAAACUGCUGGGCAUGGAUUUAUUGCGUUUAGGUUUGGAACGUUCAAAAACAGCUGAAGAAGCAGUUCAUGUUAUAACCUCUUUAUUAGCAGAGUAUGGAAUGGGUGGGAAUUGUUCCGACUCCCUGCCCAAUUUUACAUAUCAUAACAGUUUUCUGAUAGCUGAUCCAUCAGAGGUGUGGAUUUUAGAAUGUGCUGGCACUCUUUGGGCAGCAGAAAGAAUCAAAGAAGGGGUUCGAAAUAUUUCAAAUGAGCUAUCUAUCCGAACCAACAUUAACUUGAAGUAUGAUGACCUUGAAAAAGUUGCUAACGAAAAAGGCUUAUGGAAUCCUAAAAGGCCUUUUGAUUUUAAGAUGGCAUUUGAUGUGGAUGAUGAUCUUGAAAGCCCUAGAUAUAAGGCUGGCAAGCAAUUGCUGACCAAUUUCUCUCAAAAUGGGGAAUUUAAAGCUACUGAUAUGUUUAAGGUGUUACGAGAUAAACCCAGUGGAAUAUGCAUGUCUUCUGGAUCAUUUGUAUCUACUGGUAGUCAAGUUUCAGUUCUGCAGAAACCUGAAUCUGGUCUGCCAUCGUGCCACUGGUUUACUGCCACUCCAGAUCCGUCUCGCUCUGUUUUUAAACCAUUUAUUUUUGGAGAAGAUAUUGCAUUCCCAAAUGCUGUUGUAUCCCCAAUUCCUGAUUCAACUGCAGCUACUUCAGAUGGUGUUGAUAGAAAGCAUAAUUUAUACAAGCUUCAUGAAGAGUUUUGUAUUAAACGAAGGGGCAAUCUUGGCACAUUGAGAAACCAACUAAGUGAAUUAGAGGCAAAAUAUGUUGAUCUUGCUGAAGAUAUUUCUUUAAAUUAUGGUGCAAAGAAGGCAGAAGCUGGCAAAUUAUUCUGUAAUGCUGUAGAGGAAGAAUCACUUUUAUAUUGUUAAUAUAUGGAUUAAAUACUCUUAUAUAAAACUGGUAAAUGAAGCAGAAUAAUGAAUUUCUAUGAAAAUAUGCAUUAUUGUUCAGCAUUAGUUAAUUAUUACUUUUUACUGCAUAUAGGAAGCAGAAUUGACUGAUUUAACUAGCCAGCUAGUAAUUAUUUUGUACAUCAAUUACAUAAAGAUAUAUUUUUUAUA
Argiope bruennichi is the source of this 1564-nucleotide messenger RNA. RefSeq names its product secernin-2-like. The transcript has a single exon. NCBI's taxonomy places the organism in Eukaryota, Metazoa, Arthropoda, Arachnida, Araneae, Araneidae. Gene Ontology annotation, molecular function: dipeptidase activity; cysteine-type exopeptidase activity. The record is from RefSeq and is a predicted model, not a curated record. Bases 125 to 1372 code for a protein of 415 amino acids. Gene Ontology annotation, biological process: proteolysis.